GUAUGGCAGUUAGUAAAUUUGUUUCUAGUUCUACUUGAAGAAUUCAGUAAAACAAUUAAGAAAAUGAAAAAAGAAAAUCAAUCUAAAAUCUUGGAGUUUGUGAUACCUUUGGAGAAGGAUGAACUUUUACAGUCACAUACAGGACAGUAUUGUGUCAAUGAAGUUCUUCCACCGCGUGCUAUACCCCAAGCCAUCAGUGAUACCAGAGCUGCCUUGCAAGAUAAUGGUGUAAAUUUUAUUCUGGAGCAUUUUGACACCUUCUUUUCCAUAAUUGUACAUGGUUCCAAAAUUGAGCUGUCUAUGAUUACUAGAGGAUUCGAUAGGCUCAUGAAAACUCUGGAAAUAUUAGUGGAUGAUUUAGAGAAGGUGUUUGAUUAUGGUACAGAAUUGAUACCAGAAGAUAGAUCCCGUUUACUAUGUAUCAAUAAAAUGUUAGCAUAUCUUGUAUCUUGGUUUAUGCGUCAUAUUAAUGGUCGUGUGCAGCAAGAUGCUGGUACUAUUGAUCUGAUGGGAAAGCGAAAGAAGAAUGCUAAAAAAUCAGAUGCAGAAGAAGAGUGGGAAAGGCAUAAGCAGAAAUCAUUGGAGCUUAUAUAUCGUUGGGUACAGCAACCACUGCAAAAGCUGUGGCAACCUCCUAUUGCUGAGGAUUCAUUUAUCUCGGUUCUGACGCAAAUAUGCUAUACAUUAUUGGAAGACGCAAAAGAUUCAAAGCAAAAGCCACUACGAGAAACAAUUUUCGAGAUUUUAGGUACACUAGUAAAAAGGUACAAUCACGGUGUAAUCUGUGUAAUAAAAAUAGUACAGUUGGUGAAAUUACAUGACGUCUUAGCGAUUCCACUUGCCACAGGAAUUGCCCAAAUUGUAACUGAAACCGGUUGUACCGGAAUGAUAAAGGAAUUCGUCCGAGAAAUCGGCCAAACCGAAGCUGAAGAAGGAGAUGCUCGCAAUAUUUCAAUAUUUCUGGAAUCUCUCUCCUCAGCACGGCCUGACCUCUUAUUGCCUAUUUUAGGUAGCAUCACAGAUUAUCUAUCAAACGAUCAAUACACUAUGAGAAACUGCGUUAUCAGCAUCCUAGGAGCAAUAAUAUUAGGAGCUUUAACGGGAGAAGAUUUAACUCCGGAGCAAAAAGAGAAACGUGAUGAGUGUCUGGAUAACCUAGAAGAACAUAUCCUGGAUAUCAAUGCUUAUGUCAGGUCGAAGGUUCUUAACACGUGGCAAAAGUUAUGCUGUGAGGGUGCUGUUCCUCUAGCUAGACAAGGAAGUCUUCUUAAAGCGACUGUGUUACGAUUGGAAGACAAAAGUGCAAACGUUCGAAAGCAGGCAUUUCAAUUAUUACGUGCAUUGCUUCAGGGUAAUCCUUACGCUGCUAAGCUUAACCAGAAUGAAUUAUCGAAACAACUUGAAGACGCAAUAACUAAAUUGAAACAACUGCGCACUGAGCAGGCCAGUCAAAGCGUUCGUGGAGACGAGGAGAGAUUGCAAUUUUGGAAUAGUCAGCUUCCAGUAAUAAGGACAGCUAUCAAAACUGUUUUGAAAGAAGAAAACACCGCAAAUGAAAACAUUGAAGACGUGGACGAGGCUUUUGAGAAAGUAAGACAGUUGAUGUUGAGAGAACAUGUAUUGGAAGCAGUGCAAUACUUAUGGCAUGUAAGUGCACAACUUCCUGGAGCACCAGAUAUGAGGAAUAUCGAUUCCAAUAGUCAAGAAGAAUGUCUCUUUCUAUUUUUACUGAAAAUAUUCAUGGAGUCGGAGGCUUCGGACUCCAAUAUGGCAAAUAACAAUAACAAAACAACUGAAUUGGAAAAGUCAAAGGAAAAAGAGCGUAAAAGGCAAAAGGACGAACUCAAUGCACAAAAAAGACUCGUCGAAUAUUUGAAGGAUUGUUCGCAAUUCGCUCAAGAGCUUGCAAACGCUAUACCGCAGGCUGAACAUCUUCUUUUUUCAACCACAGCCAGCGAUGCUGUAGAAGCUUGUGCAUUUCUUGGUACAGCUUGUCAGUUUCGUGUAGCUGGUGCCAUAAAUGGAGUACGAAAAGCUUUAUUUCAGGUCUUUAGUCGCGAUCAAUCAGUCCAGGACAAUGUGGCCAACGUUUACAAAGAACUGUAUCUAGGAACCAAUCAACAAUAUCAAUCAGGGCGUCAACGUGGCUUGGCAUCUGUAAAAGCUCUUAUUCGCUUUGUAAUGGAUCUCGAACCUGGACAGAGUCCUGCACUUACUCAGUUGAUUGUUUCCUGGUGUAAUAGUAAGGAUCUUGAUGCAGACGCGUUGCAGGUCAUGUGGGAAAAAUUCUCGAUGAAAUUACCGGAUACCACGCCGGAAGAGAGCAGAGCUGCUCUCGUCUUAAUAACUAUGGCAGCGAAAGGUGAAUCUGCAAUAAUUACUGGGAAUUUGGAUGUUUUAUUAAAAAUAGGGCUCGGUAGACGAGCGAAAACUGAUUUGCUCUUAGCUAGGGACACUUGUAGAGCGCUUCAUAAGAUUCCAAACAAUAACACAGAUCCCAAUAAGCCUCCUGUUAGGUAUGCAAACGAUCAUGAAAUAUUCCAAAACAUUCUUGAGCUUCUAACUGAGAAUUUCAUGAAUCUGGAGGAUGAGUGUUACAUUUCCUUUGCAACCGAUGCUAUCAAUAUUAUAUAUCAUUUAGCGAAUCAACCUGAUAAGUUAAUUAAGGAAAUGAUGCUUGAUGUGGUUGCGAAAGGUAAUUUUGUCAAAAACGGUUCAUACAGUGCUGUAGCACCUGCACCACUCUUAGCAAGACUCUUAUAUCUUGUUGGUCACAUUGCCAUUCGACAGAUGGUACACCUUGAUACUGCAGUAUACAAGGAAUUAAAACGUAGAAAUGAAUUACGAGAGAUGAAACGUGGACGUAAAUCUAAGAAAAGAGAUACGUUGCUACCGGAGAGUGUUCCAAACACUCCUUCCUGUGCGAGUCAAACUCUUCGUAACAAAGAGAAUAGUACUAUUGAGGACAAUGGCGAAGAAGCUCUAGAAGGAGCCACGGCUGAUGAUGCUGAUGCAGAAUUUAUUAAUGCGACGUUAGAAAAUGACAUCGUUACAGGGGAUGGACUACUCGCUAAAUUUGUUCCUCUCGUGCUAGACAUUUGUCGAUAUCCAGACAAAUAUAAUGAUGAAAAUGUACAGGCCUGGGGUGUUCUUGCUCUCAGUAAAAUGAUGACUGUCAGUAGUCGCUUUUGCGAGGAGUCUCUACAACUUUUGGUUACGAUAAUGGAACGAUCGCCCUAUCCUGGAAUUAGAGCGAACGUUUUGAUUGGACUGACGGACUUGACUAUUAGAUUUCCUAAUCAGAUAGAGCCUUGGACGAGCCACAUUUAUGGCAGGCUUCGCGAUGACAAUACUAAUGUGCGAAGUACUUGUGUUCGUAUGUUAUCCAACCUGAUAAUGAGAGAAAUGGUGAGGGUCAAGGGCCAAGUGUCAGAGUUGGCACUUUGUAUUGUCGACCCCGAUCCUGACAUUUGUCAAAGUACGAAGCAGUUCUUUAGAGAUCUUUCUCAAAAGGGUAACGCUUUGUACAAUGUAAUGCCAGAUAUACUAUCUCGAUUAAGCGAUCCUGAGCUUCAUUUGGAAGAGGAUAAGUUCCAGGAGGUUCUCCGUUAUAUAUUGGGAUUAUUACAAAAGGAAAGACAAGUGGAUACCAUAAUCGAAAAGCUCUGCGCACGUUUUAAAUUGGCUACCACUGAACGCCAAUGGCGCGAUCUUUCUUAUUGCUUAUCACUUCUUCAUUUCAGUGGAAAAAGUAUCAGACGUCUAAUAGAGAGUCUUCCACUUCUAAAAGACAAGAUUCAUCACAGAGAAGUGCAAAGGGCUCUAAGGAGUAUAAUCGAUCAGACAAAAAAAAAACCAGAUGCAAAGGCAGCUUGUCUUGAAUUAGACGAGAAGAUUAAGGAAAUGCUUGAGAACGCAAAAACUAUGGAAGAUAGAGAUCCAGAUGCUGAUGUUAUGCCUCCUCCACGACUUCCGCCUCGUAAAAAAAUGGUUCGUAAAGCAGGAAAACAAAGCAGCAGCGAAGAAGACGAUUCGUCGGAUGAUGACGACCCAGUAUCAACCCCAAGAAGAUAUAUAAAAAGUAAACGUAAAUCACGCACGACGGAGCAAAAGUCUGAUUCAGACUCUGAAGAAGAUGCUGCCUUGGCUUUCAGCAAAACUCCUUCAAAGCGAACUUCAAAAACACCAAGACGACAGAAGAUACUUGAAACCCCCAGUACAUUAACGACUCCAAAACGAAGUCAAACGAGUAGAACACCUGCAAGAUCAUCAACAGAAACACCAACAAGAACAUCACUGCGAUUAUCAACGCGGUCAGCACGAUCGAAAAAAAUGUAAGAUUAGUUUAGCAUAUCAUUAAAGGCCUUAUAAUUCAUCAUUUUUUUCAUUAAACUAGUAACGAGUUAUUCGAUUAAACUGAAAUAUGCAAUUUGUACAUUUCUUAUACUGCAUUUCAAAUAAAAAUAACGGAAAAUAAUUA
This is a messenger RNA of Cephus cinctus (wheat stem sawfly), 4480 nucleotides long. It is a transcript of the gene Cap-D2, whose product is annotated as condensin complex subunit 1. Gene Ontology annotation, molecular function: histone binding. Lineage: Eukaryota; Metazoa; Arthropoda; Insecta; Hymenoptera; Cephidae. Gene Ontology annotation, cellular component: nucleus; condensed chromosome, centromeric region. The transcript is spliced from 22 exons. Bases 64 to 4338 code for a protein of 1424 amino acids. The record is from RefSeq and is a predicted model, not a curated record. Gene Ontology annotation, biological process: meiotic chromosome condensation; mitotic chromosome condensation; mitotic cell cycle.